AUGUUGGGGAAGGCGGCCAGCUGCAAUGACACAAGCCAGGGCCGGAGGGCAGUGGAGCAGCUGCGGACAGAAGCCGGGCUGGAGAGAAUGAAGGUCUCCAAGGCAGCCUGCGAGCUGCUGCAGUACUGCCGGGCGCACGCCCAGAGCGACCCACUGCUGACCAGGGUCCCUGCCUCUGCCAACCCCUUCAAAGACAAGAAAACCUGCAGCAUCCUGUGAGGACGCUGGACCCAGAGCCCCCUCCGGACAACCCGGAGCAGCCUGUGAAGAGAGGGGCAGCUGGGUUCCUAUCAGUCCCCCCUCCCACCAGUGUGACCCUGGCCCCGGCCAGCCAAGAGGGAG
Molecule: messenger RNA, 342 nt
Organism: Gopherus flavomarginatus (Mexican gopher tortoise)
Lineage: Eukaryota; Metazoa; Chordata; Testudines; Testudinidae
Gene: GNG14
Product: G protein subunit gamma 14
Exons: 2
Coding region: 1-219 (72 amino acids)
Biological process (GO): G protein-coupled receptor signaling pathway
Cellular component (GO): heterotrimeric G-protein complex
Molecular function (GO): G-protein beta-subunit binding
Source: RefSeq, a predicted model, not a curated record